This is a messenger RNA of Metopolophium dirhodum (rose-grain aphid), 1587 nucleotides long. RefSeq names its product piggyBac transposable element-derived protein 4-like. The transcript is spliced from 4 exons. The record is from RefSeq and is a predicted model, not a curated record. The coding region runs from base 1 to 1587 and encodes 528 amino acids. Lineage: Eukaryota; Metazoa; Arthropoda; Insecta; Hemiptera; Aphididae.
AUGAGCGCGCGUAUGAACGAAAAUAAUAUUGUCGAGUGUUUGUUCGAAGAUUUACCAUCCGAUAGUGAUAGUUUUACGUCUUACGAUGAUUCUGAUGCUGAUGAAACUUAUUUACCUAAUAAAGAUGUUGAAGUAGUGGAGGACAACAAUUUAUCUGAUGAUUUAAUGGAUCAAAAUGACGAUGAACCGGUAGAAAUUUUAAAUUUAGAUGAAGGUAACAUUUUACUAUUACCUAGUCCUAUAAAAACGCACAAUUCGCAAAGGCAAUCACAUUUAAAAAAUAACGAUACUAAUAGUCAUAUUCGGCGUCCUUUAUUUCCACCAAUCAAUCAGGAAUCAACAGAAACUAUUGCAGUAGAAAACAAUACAGUUGUAAAUGGUCCACCCGAAAAUACAUUGAUAAAUAGUAACGAAAAUAAUAAUUUUGAAUUUACUACUCCGACGUGGUCAAAAAAUAAUGUUUUUUCACAAAAUCCUUUACCUGAAUUUACGUGUGUUGAUGGUCCAUCUAGUAUUAUUGAUAUUGAAGCUGAACACACUCCAUAUUCAAUUUUUCAAUUAUUAUUUUCAAAUGAUAUAGUAGAAUUAAUAGUGUAUCAAACAAAUUUGUAUACAUACCAAUUAAAAAUGAAAACUGGAAAAAAUUAUAUUCCUACAGAUACAAAUGAAAUAAUGACUUUCCUUGGUAUGAAUAUUUUAAUGGGCAUAAAACGUAAUCCAAGUUAUAGAGAUUACUGGUCUACAGCUUUGGACUUACAUGACGAUUAUUUAAGUUCUCUUAUGACUGUAAAUCGUUUUGGUUGGCUACUUUCAUCUUUACAUUUAAAUGACAACUCGGUUAUGGCAAAACGGGGCGAAACAGUCGAUGAAUCUAUGAUAAAAUUCAAAGGGCGAUCAACUUUAAAGCAAUACAUGCCGAACAAACCAAUUAAAAGAGGGUACAAGGUAUGGUCGUUAGCCGAUAAACAUGGUUAUCUUUGGAAUUUCGAUUUAUACACUGGUAAAAGAGGCGACUCUGUCGAAACAAAUCUUGGAGGACGAGUAGUCAAAGAUUUAACAAAUCCAUUACAACAUAAAAAUCAUAACGUAUACAUUGAUAAUAUUUUUACAAGUGUACCACUUUUGGCAUAUUUAAAAUCAAAAGGUAUUUUUUGCUGUGGAAUUGUAAAAAGUACUAGAAAAUACUUGCCAAAGUUAGAAUCAGAUAAAAACAUGACCAUGGGUGACAUUGACUGGAACAUGAGCGACCAGUAUGAUAUUUCAAUUGUCAAAUGGAAAGACAAACGAGGAGUUACUUUGCUGUCCAACUUUCAUAAUCCUACUGAUGUCGUUGAAGUCAAAAGAAAAUCUAAAGAUGGAACCACAUCAAUGAUACCUUGUCCCAGUCACAUCAGCCAGACCGGACGACCAGAAGAAGAUGCGCUCAUUGUAGCACUAAAGAAAAGGAAGUUCGAACAGACUGGAAAUGCACCAUAUGUGAUGUGCCACUUUGCAUUUCAAAGUCCAGAAAUUGCUUCAAUAUUUACCACUCAUGUUAAAAUUGCAAAAGGAAUAAAUGUCGAUCCUGCACAGUGGGACGAUUUUUAA